AUGCAUACAUCCGCCCGCUUCCCGAAGCCUAACUCGAGUACUCCGUCAGAUGACCUCCUCCCUCCCCCCUCUCGUUCAAGCAUGCUCCGGUGCGCUCGCAAGCGCGUCAGCGAACGCCAUCUCAUACCCGCUGGACCUUGUCGCGACGAAGGUGCAAACGAGCAGAAAUCUGCAUCGUCGUGGUACGAGAGUUUACUUCCAGACAUUCAGCUGAUUGACUCGCAAACCACAGAUCUGUGCGGUACCCUACACAUCCUACGACACAUCUUCCACACUCGUGGUGUUCCCGCCACCCUACGAAAGGCCCUAAUCUCCCCCACUGCACCCUCCCUGCUGGGGGGCCCUACCGAACUCGCUAUCGGCUUCAUUGCGGGUGUAGCAAGUCGUGCCAUAUCAACCCCGCUCAGUGUCGUCACUGUGCGAUUGCAGAGCAGCGGCGAUGACGAUGAUGCUAUAUUGGCAGACUCAAAAGUAAAGCAACAGAAACGGACGUGGUCUGCAACUGAUGUGAUUCGAGAUGUCUAUCAGGAACAAGGCCUUGGAGGAUUCUGGGCAGGCUUCAUACCCGCCCUCCCGCUUGCACUCACGCCUGCGCUCAGCCUCCUCUUCUUCAAGAUUCUAAACCGGAUGCACUUCCCGCUCCUCCCAACGACCACUGCUACCCCUGCGCGGGCGGCGCUCCGGGCGUUCCUCGACGGCGCAUGCUCAAACGCACUCGCACUCGCUUUGUUAUACCCUGUCGUCCUAGCCAAGGUGCGCGUACAAGCGUGGCGGCCGACCCUGCAGGAAGGCGCGUCGCGAGGCGCGACAACGAUGAUGGACGUAUGGCGCACUGCGCUCACUCAGAGGGGGUGCGCAGGGCUGUAUGAUGGGCUUGGCGCGCAGAUCGUAAAAGGGUUCGUGAACCAGGGUGUAACGAUGAUGGUAAAACAGAGGAUUGAGCAGGCUCUUGUGAGGCUCUAUGUCCGCGGAUAA
This is a messenger RNA of Fibroporia radiculosa, 975 nucleotides long. RefSeq lists its product as uncharacterized. The coding region runs from base 1 to 975 and encodes 324 amino acids. The record is from RefSeq and is a predicted model, not a curated record. NCBI's taxonomy places the organism in Eukaryota, Fungi, Basidiomycota, Agaricomycetes, Polyporales, Fibroporiaceae. The transcript has 4 exons.